Messenger RNA from Coffea arabica (coffee), 3138 nucleotides. RefSeq names its product beta-glucosidase-like SFR2, chloroplastic. The record is from RefSeq and is a predicted model, not a curated record. Gene Ontology annotation, molecular function: beta-glucosidase activity. Lineage: Eukaryota; Viridiplantae; Streptophyta; Magnoliopsida; Gentianales; Rubiaceae. Gene Ontology annotation, biological process: carbohydrate metabolic process.
CACACACACAACGCACAUAUUGCCCAUCCAUAUUUCAUUGACUCUUCUGUUUUCCUUCUUAUGUACUACUCCUACCUACUAGUUUGGUUUGCACUUGCAGCAGUAGGAAGUAGUAUUUGCGUAUUCAGAAGAAGGUAGAAUUGGCGGUGUUUUGUACGUGUAUCGUCCCUCAAAUUUGGCUCUGCCUUCAGGUUUGGAAAAUUGAAUUUGUCUGCUCUAGUCACUCUAGACUCCAAAUUCAUCAAGUUAGUAGGGAGUAGUAUAUUAGUGUUAGUAUUUACUUUAUUUUAUUUAAAGAGUAGAUUACUGCCCCCAAAUCACCAGCUCUACCACUCCUAUUAGUAUAAUCCUACUCCUAAAUAACAAGGCAAGACAGUCACUCUCUAGUCUAGUUAAAUGCUGCUCACCCUCUUCGUUUCGGCGACCAAACUCGCCGGAUUGUUAGUCACUGUUACCGUGGCUGCCAACGCCGUCUCUUAUCGUCGCUUCCGUAAUAAGAACCUCAUGCCUAUCCCUUCUCCCAUCGACGAAGCCUCCGACAUCCUUGCCGUCUUCAACAUCAACCCCUCCUCCUCCUCCUCUGAUGAUGAUCACGAAGGUGAGAAAGGAUUCUUUUUCGGGUUGGCAACAGCACCGGCACAUGUUGAAGACAGACUUAAUGAUGCUUGGCUUGAGUUUGCAGAGAAAAGUCCUUGUGACAAGUUAGAACCUCAGCAUGACCCCCUGCCAGCUGAUGUGCUAGUUGGUUCUGCUUCCAGUGAUGGGGGAUCUCAGCCAGCUUCCUUACCUCCUAAAGAAGCUAAUAGGACCAUAAAGAGAAAGAAGCCACUUAAGAUAGCUAUGGAAGCAAAACUUAGAGGAUUUGAGAAGUAUGAAGAAUUUGAAGAACCUGUAACCCCUGAAGAAUGCCAUCAUAACGUUGCUGCCUGGCACAAUGUCCCAAACCCGGAAGAAAGAUUGAGGUUUUGGUCUGAUCCUGAUACAGAAUUGAAAUUAGCUAAGGAUACUGGUGUACAAGUGUUUCGCAUGGGAAUAGAUUGGACAAGGAUUAUGCCGGAGGAGCCAGUGACUGGACUCAAAGAAACUGUCAACUACGCAGCAUUGGAACGAUAUAGAUGGAUCAUCAAUAGAGUUCGGUCAUAUGGGAUGAAAGUGAUGCUAACAUUGUUUCACCACUCCUUGCCACCAUGGGCAGGAGACUAUGGCGGGUGGAAGCUAGAAAAGACUGUAGACCAUUUCCUGCAAUUUACGAGGCUUGUUGUUGACAGUGUUUCGGAUAUUGUGGACUACUGGGUAACAUUUAACGAGCCGCACGUCUUUUGUAUGCUGACUUAUUGUGCUGGUGCUUGGCCUGGUGGUAAUCCUGAUAUGCUGGAGGUUGCCACUUCUGCUCUACCCACUGGCGUCUUCAACCAAGCCAUGCAUUGGAUAACCACUGCACAUCUAAAAGCAUACGAUUACAUACAUGAAAAAAGUACAAUAUCAUGUGCAAUUGUUGGAGUGGCACACCACGUCUCAUUUAUGCGUCCAUAUGGCCUAUUUGACAUCCCUGCAGUUAAGGUCGCAAGUUCAUUGACGUUGUUUCCUUUCCUGGAUAGCAUUUGUGACAAGCUGGAUUAUAUAGGGAUAAAUUACUAUGGACAGGAAGUGGUUUCAGGUGCUGGACUGAAGUUGGUUGAAACUGAUGAAUACAGUGAAUCUGGUCGCGGGGUUUAUCCUGACGGGUUAUACCGUGUGCUUGUUCAGUUCCAUGAAAGAUACAAGCAUCUUAAACUACCCUUUGUCAUUACUGAAAAUGGUGUUUCCGAUGAGACUGAUUUGAUCAGACACCCAUACUUGUUAGAACAUCUACUAGCAGUAUAUGCUGCCAUGACCAUGGGUGUUCCCGUCCUUGGUUACCUGUUUUGGACCAUUUCUGACAACUGGGAAUGGGCUGAUGGAUACGGGCCAAAAUUUGGGCUUGUAGCAGUAGAUCGGUCGAACAACCUUAAAAGGAUUCCACGCCCCUCUUAUAAUUUGUUUUCCAGAGUGGUGAAAUCUGGCAAAGUUACACGAGAAGACAGGGAGCGGUCAUGGAAUGGUCUUCAAAUGGCUGCUAAGGAAAAAAAGAAUAGGCCAUUUUAUCGGGCUGUUAACAAACGUGGCUUGAUGUAUGCGGGAGGUCUUGAUCAACCCAUAAGACGGCUUUAUGUUGAGCGAGAUUGGCGAUUUGGGCACUAUGAAAUGGAGGGGCUCCAGGACCCUUUGAGCCGCUUCUCACGAUACAUUCUCCAACCUUUCUACAACAAAAGAAAAGCAAAAUCUCAGGCAGAUAGUGGUGAAUUGGUUCUUGAGCCGCUGAACUUGGUGUCUGCUAGUAAUUUGCUGGAGUUGACAGAAGUCUGGAGUUGUUCCUUCGAGCAUCUACUCUCCAAGAUAUGUCGCCAUUUGAGUUGUCAACUCGGGAACCUUCUAAUCUGAAGCCUCAAUUCCACCUUCAGUACUAUGUUAAACUAGUUAUGUAAAUGCUACUUGUGGUACUUUCAGAACCUGGUAAAAUCGGAGAGAUUCUUUGCUUUUUACCUACUAACUGAGCCUUGGGACUGAUUUAUGCUUAUAAUAGAUCAUUGGCAGGUUAACGAGGAUCUGGGGGGUUUCUGAAUUGUCUAGGGUUUGGCAUCAUCAUAUCUUUUGAUAUCUAGUUGCAUGGGUGUUUGGCGUGUGAUUAAAAAUGUUUGUGGUUCUUGCUGAUAUUUUCUGUUGUUGCAGAUUAAAGUUGCUUGAGCUUCUUUUACAAUGGAAUAGAGACCGAAUCGUAGUCCAUAUUGAAGGCAGUGUGUCCUUCAUCUCUUGGGUUUCGUACCUAAUAAAUAUGGAUUAUGUCCAUUGUGAGUCUAAACAAAGCAAAGCAGAUUCGAGAUCUUAUAACACACGACUGCCCCCCUCGCCGCUUAUGUCUCAAAGAUUGAUUCGAGAUUCCGGUGUUGUAGCAUAAAGCAUAGAAAGCACGCUAUCAGGUAUGGGGAUGAAAUGCUGUUUAAGCAAAUAGAGAUUAUUUUACAAGCUUGGCACUAUUUUGUUAUGAUAACUACUUUUAUGAUAUUUAAUGUUGAUUCUUCUAUAAAAUGCCAUUUCUAUGUUAUGUGGAUAAUUUAACCC